This is a messenger RNA of Exophiala viscosa, 177 nucleotides long. Its product is annotated as TOM7 family-domain-containing protein. NCBI's taxonomy places the organism in Eukaryota, Fungi, Ascomycota, Eurotiomycetes, Chaetothyriales, Herpotrichiellaceae. The transcript has 4 exons. The record is from RefSeq and is a predicted model, not a curated record. The coding region runs from base 1 to 177 and encodes 58 amino acids. Gene Ontology annotation, biological process: protein insertion into mitochondrial outer membrane; protein import into mitochondrial matrix. Gene Ontology annotation, cellular component: mitochondrial outer membrane; mitochondrial outer membrane translocase complex.
AUGGCUCUCCCAGCGAUACAGUUCUCGGAAGAGACGAAGGAGCGCAUUUCCAAGAUCAUCGACAUCACGAAGGAGGUCGUACAUUAUGGCUACCUGCCUCUAAUUCUUUACUUGGGUUACACACGAAGCGAACCGAAGCCGAACUUGAUCAACUUGAUAUCUCCUUUCGCCAACUAA